Molecule: messenger RNA, 1712 nt
Organism: Argentina anserina (silverweed cinquefoil)
Lineage: Eukaryota; Viridiplantae; Streptophyta; Magnoliopsida; Rosales; Rosaceae
Product: acetolactate synthase small subunit 2, chloroplastic
Exons: 12
Coding region: 43-1497 (484 amino acids)
Biological process (GO): L-valine biosynthetic process
Cellular component (GO): cytosol
Molecular function (GO): acetolactate synthase activity; acetolactate synthase regulator activity
Source: RefSeq, a predicted model, not a curated record
GAUGUGUCAUGUGUAGACGUCAUUCCAUUUCUCCGGCCGGCCAUGGCGACUAUUUCAGCUCCGCAUCCCUUCCCCUCCUCAAAAACGAAACAGCUGUCUUCCUCUUCCAGGCUCUUCUUUGCCUCCUCUGAAACUAUUACGCUUGCUUCUUCAGCAGUCUCCCGAUCGAUAAGUCACACCCAUCAUCAUCAUGACCGCUACACCAAACUCGUCGUCUCCGCUUCUAAAAGCAUCGACCAAACAAUCUCCGACUACGGCUCUCCCCGCCCCAAGGGAGUGAGGAGGCAUGCGAUUUCGGUGUUUGUUGGGGACGAAAGCGGAAUGAUAAACCGGAUAUCAGGGGUAUUUGCAAGGAGGGGAUUCAACAUUGAGUCCCUUGCUGUUGGUUUGAACAAGGACAAAGCCCUCUUCACCAUUGUCGUCUCCGGAACCGAUAACGUCUUACGCCAGGUCAUUGAGCAGCUCAACAAGCUCGUCAAUGUCAUCAAGGUUGAUGAUCUCUCUACUGAACCUCAAGUAGAACGUGAACUAAUGCUUAUCAAAGUAAAUGCAGAGCCACAUUACCUUGCUGAGCUCAAGUGGAUAGUCAAUAUCUUUAGAGCAAAAAUCGUAGAUAUCUCAGACCAUUCAGUAACCAUUGAGGUGACAGGAGAUCCUGGGAAGAUGGUUGCUCUUCAAAGAAAUCUAAGCAAGUUUGGGAUCAGAGAAGUUGCCAGAACCGGAAAGAUAGCUUUGAGGAGAGAAAAGUUGGGAGCUUCUGCUCCAUUUUGGCGCUAUUCAGCAGCUUCAUAUCCAGAUCUUGAGAGAAAAGUGACUGUUGAUGCUCUUGCAGGGGUUGAUAAUGGAGUUGUCAACACCGAAUCUGAUACAUCUUCUGGGGGUGAUGUUUAUCCUGUGGAGCCUUCUGGUACCGUUAGUGUCAAUCAAGUCCUUAAUGCUAACUGGGGUGUUCUCAAUGAUGAAGAUACCAGCGGACUUAGAUCACACACUUUAUCCUUGCUUGUAAACGAUGUUCCUGGUGUUCUUUACAUUAUUACAGGCGUUUUUGCUAGAAGGGGUUAUAACAUUCAGAGCUUAGCUGUCGGCCAUGCAGAAGUUGAGGGGCAAUCUCGCAUUACCACUGUUGUUCCUGCAACAGAUGAAUCAAUUAGCAAGUUGGUGCAACAGCUUUAUAAGCUUGUUGAUGUGCAUGAUGUUCGAGAUCUUACUAACUUGCCAUUUGCUGAGCGAGAAUUGAUGUUGAUAAAAAUUGCUGCCAAUGCUGUUGCUCGGAGAGAUGUACUUGACAUUGGAAACAUCUUUAGGGCCAAGGCUGUUGACGUUUCUGACCACACUAUAACCCUUGAGCUCACAGGAGACCUAAACAAGAUGGUUGCACUGCAGAGAUUGUUGGAACCCUAUGGGAUUUGUGAGGUGGCGCGUACUGGAAGAAUUGCUCUGGUGCGUGAGUCAGGGGUUGAUUCUAGAUAUCUCCGUGGAUAUUCUCUUCCUCUUUAGUUUGACAAACUAAGGGUGAGUGUGAGUGAGUUAUAGAUGUGUGCAAGGCAAAUAUGCAUAUUUCUUGUACAUGCAUAUUAGUAAGACUACAGUUAUAACUAGCAGAUUUAUUAUGCACAAAAUUUUGAUGCAGAUCAACUUUAAUUAGGUUAUUGCAGACCUAUUCUUUUGUUUAGAUUCAUAAUACACAGCGUACUGAAGUAGUACGGUUUCUG